UAAAAUGCCCGUCCCAAUCCCUCUCCUCCGGUUCUCCAUCUCAAGAGGCACAAACAAGAGCAAGCUCAGUGCCCCACAGCCCCUCGCCGGACUCUCUCCCACAGAGAGGAACUCGGCCCCAAGCCCCGGAGACCCGCGCAGGCCGCCUCCGGAGGAGCCCCCGCAGACGCCAUACUAAAAGCCAAAAUGGCUGCCCGAAGGAAGCCCGCACCGCGCAGCUAGUGAGGGCUGGGUAACAAGCUUCUGCGGGAAGGGGGGAGGGGGGCUAGAGGAAGAGCCGUCGCCAGGACCAUCGCCCCCUCGAGCCGCACAGGUUCUGGUUACAGCUACCCCUCGCCAUAACUUUUGAACUAUAUUUGGAAAAAUACUGGCCAGAAAAAGAAAAUGAUAAAAUUUUUCCUCAUGGUGAAUAAACAAGGGCAGACCCGACUUUCUAAGUACUAUGAACAUGUGGAGAUUAAUAAGCGUACGCUUCUGGAAACAGAAGUCAUAAGGAGCUGUCUCUCUCGAUCCAAUGAACAAUGCUCUUUCAUUGAAUAUAAGGAUUUUAAGCUGAUAUAUCGGCAGUAUGCAGCUCUCUUCAUUGUGGUCGGAGUUAAUGACACUGAGAAUGAGAUGGCAAUUUAUGAAUUCAUCCAUAACUUCGUGGAAGUUUUAGACGACUACUUCAGCCGAGUGAGUGAAUUAGAUGUAUCCUUUUUCAGUGCUGUGAACCAAGUUUUCCAUAGUACUUGGCAAAGAACAGGCUAGUCUUGAUCAGAAUAUGAAUGGAUCUUUCAGGAAAACCUACUUAACAACAACAAUAAAAAAACACUCCUUGGGGCUUCCCUGGUGGCGCAGUGGUUGAGAAUCUGCCUGCCAAUACAGGGAACACGGGUUCGAGCCCUGGUCUGGGAAGAUCCCACAGGCCACGGAGCAACUAGGCCCGUGAGCCACAACUACUGAGCCUGCGCUCCGCAACAAGAGAGGCCGCCAUAGUGAAGAGGCCCAUGCACUGCGAUGAAGAGUGGCCCCCGCUCGCCACAACUGGAGAAAGCCCUCGCACAGAAACGAAGACCCAACACAGCCAAAAAUAAAAAUAAAUGAAUAAAUAAAAGAUUACUAUUAAUAAAAACAAAAAAACAACAAAAAAAAACCCACUCCUUUUCAGUGACCUAAUUAACUAAAGGCCAUACUAAGCCUAAAAGUGAACACAAGACUAUUACAAGGAGAGUAUAUCCAGAACUAUGCAGAAUCUUCAUGAUAAUCUUCCAUACAGUAGCCUGUGAUUUUCAGUGGGAAAUGUGAACACAUUGGCUCUUUGCAACUUAUCUAAUUCCAUGGGCAAUUGAGUUAAAGUAUAAAAAAAAAAGAGAACACGUUUUUUCCCCACCGUACUUAAAGAACUUUUUCUUUUUCUUUCUCUUUCUUUCUCUCUCUCUCUCUCUCUCUCUCUCUCUCUCACUACGUUGGGUCUUCGUUGCUGUGUGCGAGCUUUCUCUAGUUGGGGCGAGCGGGGGCUACUCUUUGUUGCGGAGCAUGGGUUCUAGGCACGUAGGCUUCAGUAGUUGUGGCUCUCGGGCUCUAGAGUACAGGCUCAGUAGUUGUAGCGCACAGGCUUAGAUGCUCCAUGGCGUGUGGGAUCUUCCCCGGCCAGGGAUCAAACCUGUCCUGUGUCCCCUGCAUUGGCAGGUGGAUUCUUAACUACUGCACCACCAGGGAAGUCCGAGCUAGAAUCUUAAAAGAAAAAAAAAAAAGAAAAGAAAUCAAAUAAGACAAGGGAUCUGAGGCCAAAAUCUAGAAUUAGAAAGUUUAGUUUCUAGGCUGGGCUCUUCCUUGGAAUUGCUUUUGAGGUCCCAUUAGAAUGUAUGCUGCUCAGUUUUCUCUUACUAAAGGAGAACUAGACCACCACAGUGGUGUUAAAAUACCAUGAUGAAAAAGUGCUUUAUGAUCCAGAGAUCAAAAUUCCAAUGUAUGAACCAGAAACAUUUCAAUCACUCUAAUUAAAAAAUUGAUUUCAAGUGGCACUAAUAUUACUGAGGUCCUACGCUAUUCAGCUCCAAUCCACAUUACACAGAAAUUCAGAAAGGCUCUAGGUUUCCGGGUUGGGAGAAAGUGGGGCUUUAUGAAUCUGUUCUUUAAGAGGCUCUUUCUAGUUCAUAUCAGCUCCAACCUUAGGGUGCCCAUAAAGGUAAACAAGUUUCCUCAAAGAUCUUUAAGUCAGUUGAAUUCAGUAAAACCUAAGGUUGGACCCUCUUAAACUAGUCAUUCUCAGCUCAUCACCUUAAUAGACCAACAGCUUGUGCCUUUCUUGCUUCCUCCUAUUCCAAAUGUCAGGGCUAAAGUGUGUUUGCCUCUGCUUAUUGCCACGGGACUUGGCAUAUAGGGCAUUUUUUGGUCCCUGCUCACCUGGCUUGUAGCCCAAAUGCCAUUACUCUUGGCUUUUCCAGUGUGCACAAGUAACUCAUUAACCAAAUCAAGAUGUGAACAACAGCUGGAUUCUUAUUUUCAAGAAGCCACAUGAUUCCAAGGGGAAAUCAGUUUUCAGGCUUUUGCCUCACAUUCGAUUUGGUCUGUGGUUUCCCUUUAUAGUGCCAGAAAGUUGCAUGAUUAUUAGAGGUUUCAGCCAGAUACUCAGAUAGACAGGCAGUCACAUGCCCACAGUACCAAAUGCCCUCACUGAGCAAUUCAUGUUUCCAGGAUGUUGGGAAAUUCAGACUUGCUGAAGGACCUUGUCCUUGCAUUGUGAGGAUGUCAGUGGUUGAUAUGAUUCAGCAGUAAAUUCUAAUCUGAAUUGCAAAACAUUGAGCUAGUUGUUCAAGGGGACAUCUGAAUUGCUGACCAUAUUCUUGCCAAAGAUGGAGCAGUCUUCAGAGCAGCUUGAUCCCUGCAUCGAUUCAAAUAGAAUAGAUUAAAAUGAGAUCUCCUUCUACCUCAGAAUCACCCUGGAUGGGUUGACAUUUUCAAAGGCACUAGGCUUUAAACAACAAGGUCCUAUUGUAUAGCACAGAGAACUAUAUUCAAUAUCCUAAGAUAAACCAUAAUGGAAAAGAAUAUUUUAAAACAGAAUAUAUAUAUAUGUGUAUAACUGAAUCACUUUGCUGUACAGCACUAAUUCCCACAACACUGUAAAUCAACUAUACUUAAAAUAAAACAAAAAACCUUGACACCAAAAAAAAAAAAAAAAAAAAAAAGGCACUAGGCUUUCAUUGCCCUUAGUGAAUACAACAGGGGGAUUCUACAGGGCAUUUUUUUCAUGCAGUCACCUGUGCUUCCCAGCUCUGCCUUCCUUUAUACCUGGCUGUCAUUCCUACCAUGUUCUGGCUUCUGGGUCUGGUGAAGAGGAUUAAGUCAAGCGCCUAAUAUUCCAGUCCCAAUUUGGCCAUGGACAAAGCAAUCAUCCAUCUAAUUGGAAGAUAUUAUUAAUAGGUAUAACAGAGUAAAGCUUUUUUUUUUCUGGGUCACUUUAGGACAGUCCCCAUGGGCUCCUGAAAAAGUUUAUUCUGCUGGAGAACUAUUCGCACAGAGCUUAAUGAGGUAUUAACACAGAGCCUAAUAGAAACUUAAAAGUCAUUCACAGGAUUGUCUCAUUCUCUAUAGAUGUACUUUACUAAACAAAUACAAUAGACUUGAACGUCUGGAAUUAUUGGGAAGAAAAAUCAGGUGGUAAUGGCUCAUUUUACAAAGAUUCACUAAUUAUGAACUCCCAUAGUGCAUUUAAUCACUCGCUUGUUGAAUGAAGUUUGCCUAUUUGAAACAAUCUGUCAGCUGUUUUUUGUUUUGUUCUGUUUUUUUCUAAACAGACCAGGAUUGUGCUCUUUAGUGAUGGAAACUUUAGUAAAGCAUAGAAUUUAGAAACGUUCAACCAUUAUCAUCUUCACUCUCAAGAGUUUCUCUCUUCCAGAACAGGUCAGUUCUCUCUUCCAGUUCAAUUUCACAAAAGAAAAGUUAGGUACUCAAAUGAAGGGACUACUGGAGGAAGAACUUGGCUCUAAUUAGCUAGACAUCAUAGUCUAGCAGUGUUUUCUUCUUCUCCCAUGCCCUGUACUAACUUUCCAAUAAGAACGUCAGUAAUCUAAAGUGGCUCCAUAAUUCUCAAAUGAGUAUUUUUAGAAUGCUCCAUUUAUAAGAGGUACUCUCCUGAAAAUCGGAAUUUUUAUCUCCUUGGGAAUUAAGUCAGCAUUGCCUUUUCUUCAUUCAUUUCUCCUCGUGGUUAUUUUUUUCUUUUAGCCUGUCUGACACAAAACAUGCUCAAGGUGCAGUACUGUAAAGGCAUGUGUUUUGGGGUGGAGGUUUGAGGGCGGAGGGAGAAUGUAUACUCAGCAGCCUCAGGCCUCUCCUGGGAAGUCUGGAAGCAGAGCAGUUAAGCCCAAACUUUCGGUUUAAAUUCCAGCUCUGACAACUACUAGCCAUGUGACCGUAGGCAAUGGCUUUGAGCCUGUUUGUUCCUGUGUAAAAUGAGGAUAAUGUUAGCAUGUACAUCACCGAGUCGUAGAGAAGACUGAAAUAAUACAUGUAAAACACUCAACACAAUGCCUGGAACACAAUGAGUAUUCAAUAAGUCAUGGCUAUUACUGUUGUUAUUAUUGUCUGGGAAGACAUUGUUCUUGAGGUCAGGUCACACUCUUACCAAAAUUUACUUGCUUUGUUCUCCAGCUCUUAGUAGAGAUUCCGUCUCCCUCUGGCUAAAAGGUAUAGCUGUUCCAUUUCUAUGUCUAUUGUCCAGUUAGUUAGCCUAGCCAAGGUGAAAUUAGGUAUAUAUGUGUACAUGAAGGUAAUAAUUUCUAAUAUAAAUACCAAUUUUAAUUUCAGGAAUUCUGUUAAAAAAAACACAAAACCUUCAUGCUUAGACUAAUUUACACUGGAAAAAUUCCAGGCAAAGUCGUAAGUUAUUAUUUACUGAAUGUUAACAUUUUUAUAACUAAUUUCCUUAAUAUGACUCUAGAUAAUGUUUAAUUUGGAUAAAGUA
Messenger RNA from Orcinus orca (killer whale), 4948 nucleotides. RefSeq names its product adaptor related protein complex 4 subunit sigma 1 (gene AP4S1). The record is from RefSeq and is a predicted model, not a curated record. NCBI's taxonomy places the organism in Eukaryota, Metazoa, Chordata, Mammalia, Artiodactyla, Delphinidae. The transcript is spliced from 6 exons. Gene Ontology annotation, cellular component: intracellular membrane-bounded organelle. Gene Ontology annotation, biological process: protein transport; vesicle-mediated transport. Bases 385 to 750 code for a protein of 121 amino acids.